AUGUUGUCAUGGAAGAAGCUAUAUACAAACAUUGUUUCAGGUUGCAUCACUACGAAGGAGCUCAGAACAGUUAUGAGGUCUCUUGGGCAAAACCCAACAGAGGCUGAACUCCAAGACAUGAUCAACGAGGUCGAUGCUAAUGGAAAUGGGACCAUUGAUUUCCCUGAGUUUCUUAAUCUGGUGGCUAGGAAGAUGAAGGACAUGGACUCUGAAGAAGAAAUGAAGGAAGCUUUUAGGGUUUUUGAUAAGGACCAAAAUGUUUUCAUUUCUGCAGCUGAGCUUCGUCAUGUUAUGACAAAUCUUGGUGAGAAAUUGACAGAUGAAGAAGUUGAUGAGAUGAUUCGUGAGGCUGAUGUUGAUGGCAAUGGUCAGAUCAACUAUGAGGAAUUCGUCAAGAUCAUGAUGGCCAAGUGA
This is a messenger RNA of Lactuca saligna, 414 nucleotides long. The record is from the annotation of a GenBank genome assembly. NCBI's taxonomy places the organism in Eukaryota, Viridiplantae, Streptophyta, Magnoliopsida, Asterales, Asteraceae.